This is a messenger RNA of Diabrotica virgifera virgifera (western corn rootworm), 12231 nucleotides long. RefSeq names its product mediator of RNA polymerase II transcription subunit 30-like. The transcript has 4 exons. The record is from RefSeq and is a predicted model, not a curated record. Gene Ontology annotation, biological process: positive regulation of DNA-templated transcription. The coding region runs from base 404 to 1333 and encodes 309 amino acids. Lineage: Eukaryota; Metazoa; Arthropoda; Insecta; Coleoptera; Chrysomelidae. Gene Ontology annotation, cellular component: mediator complex. Gene Ontology annotation, molecular function: transcription coregulator activity.
GAUCCCCAGGUCCUGUUAUUUGUUUAUUAAAUUUGUAAUUUGUUUGUUAUUAAUAGACAAAUAAUAAAUAAUAUAUGUUUUAUCAAGAUACUAACAAUUGCUAUUUUCAAAUUAUAACAAUUUAUAAGUGAAAAUAAUUGAAAUUCCGACGUUUAAGCAAUUUUUAAACCCCAUUUCGAAAUACAAAAUCAUCCUAAAUGAUAGAUCUUAAUUCAGUAUUUGUUUUGGCUGAAACACUAGCCACAGAAAUAAAUACUAUUAAUCGUGAACAGGAAAGUAUAGAAUUAUUAAUUAUAUAUGGUUGCGUUGGAGUAGUAUUAUUCUAUGGAGUUUCUAGAUAUUUAGAUGUGAAGCCAGAAAUAGUGAGAACUAUUAAUAACAAUUAUUUCUUCUGAAUAUAAUAAUGGCAGCUCCUCCACAUCAUUUUAUGCAAAAUUUGAAUAACCCUCAGCCUACGGCGAUGCGUAGUUCGUUUGGACCAUCACCAAUGCAGACUCAGAUGGCUCCAGGGGGUAUGCAGACUGCCAUGCCAACGCAGAUGCCAGUGCAGCUGUCGAAUCCGAUGGGUAGUCCUAUGGUAUCACAAAUGAGCAAUCCGAUGAAUGGCACCUUGACGCCAAUGAAUCCCAGCAUGAACGGAGGCUCGCCAAUGUUAAGUCAGAUGAACCAGCACUACAACAUGAGCAGUCCAAUGAAUGGGGGGCAAAUGGGGCCUCAUCAACCCCCUACCCAAAUACCUAUGCAGUCAAGACCCAUGGAAUUUGCUCCUGCUUUGAAUCACCAUGAAAUGCCUCAACAAACUCCAACAGUUGCUCCAACACCUCCACCAGUUCCUGUUCAACAGCAACAACAACAACAGCAAGCCAAAGAGUUCAAUACUGCUUCUUUGUGUAGAUUGGGACAAGAGACUGUUCAAGAUAUUAUUAGUAGAACACAGGAAGUAUUUCAGACCUUGAAACAGAUUCAGCCUCCUAAUGGGACCCCCCAAUCCCUUAACACAAGCAACGAAAAGAAGGCCAAGGUUCAAGAACUUCUGCGCACAAUUAGAGUACUAUUCAAAAGACUGCGUUUGAUAUACGAAAAAUGCAAUGAAAUUUGCCAACUACAAGGAAUGGAAUACACACAUAUCGAAAGUUUGAUUCCGUUUAAAGACGAAUUAGAUCCGAAACACGACGAGAAGAAGAAUUCUGAAGCAUACCGGACAGCUUGCGAUGAGAGCAAGGAAGUGAUGGAGCAGGUUAUCUUAAAAAACAAGCAACUGAAAGAGGUUAUAGAUCAUUUGAGGCGUAUUAUUUGGGAGAUCAAUACAAUGCUCACUAUGAGGAAGUCAUAACAAUUCUCCAUGCAGUAGCAUAGCUGUGAAUAAACCUGUUUUGUAGUGAAAUUAACCAAACUUCACUUAGGCUUAUUUCGCACCAAGCAAGUCCAGUCCAGUCACGUCCAAUCCAGUCAGACGUUACAAGAUUCAAAAAUUUAAUGAAAAAUCCAUUACUUACUUACUUUCCGUGUCCGGAACACCAACAACUUUAAAUUCUGUAUUUCCAAUGGUUGGCCACAUAAAUGGCCCUGUCAUUUGCUAUAAUUAAGUCUUCUUCUGUGCAGGUCUCUCUCAUCUCUGUGCAUGAUAGUAGAUGCCGGCUGGUCUGAACCGCACCACAGUCGCAGGUAUCGUCCUCCUGGUAUCCCCAUUUUUUCAGGUUACUAGCACAACGUGAAACGCCGGUUCUUAGUCUGUUUAGCGCUUUCCAAGUUGGAUACGGUAAAUUGUGUCCAGCUGCCAUUUCCUCUGCGGGAGGAAAAUGUGUCACGGUAGCUGACGCUUGCCAUAGGUGUAUUCAGCGCGUCUCUGGCGCUUCGGGGAUGGAUCUUGAUGUUUUCAGGAAGCUUUUCCGAGAUCUUAGUUGCUUGGCUGAGUUUGGUGGUCAUAUAAGGGGCGUCUUCGGUCCUGCUUUUUUCGUUCUACCGCUGACGUGACCUUCAUCCUGAUAGGUGGUGGAGCAAUCCCAGCUAUGGGGUAUACCUCUUCGAUAGGUGUCGGUUUCAGGCAACCCGAUAUUAUACGAACCGUUUCAUUUAGAACCACGUCGACGUUCUUUGCGUGAGCAGAGUUUGCCCAUACUGGUGAUCCAAACUCCGCGGCCGAAAAACAUAAUGCUAAGGCAGAAGUGCGGAGAGUGUGUGGUUGUGCUCCCCAUUUUGUAUUAGUUAGCUUACGGAUGAUAUUAUUUCUGGCACUUACUUUCUUCUUGACAUCUAGAUACUGGUAUCGGUAAGACAGAGUUCUAUCCAGACGGACGCCAAGGUAUUUUGGCGUCUCGUUGUGUUCCAGCAUCUGACCACGCCAUUCCACCUCCAGCGGCCUUCGGGCAUGCUUGUUUCUAAGGUGGAAAGCACAUACCUGGGUUUUUGUGAGAUUGGGUUUCAGCUGGUUUUUAUCGUAGUAUAGAACUAAGUGUCCCAGGGCAUUUGUCAGUUUCACUUCGACUUCAUUGAAGGUUCUUCCCUGAGCUACCACAGCUGUAUCAUCAGCGUAAAUAAAUUGCCUUGUUUGUUGGUGUAUGGGUUAGUCGUUGGUGUAUAUGUUGUAUAGAAUCGGCGCGAGGACACUUCCCUGUGGUAGCCCGUUUUUUUGGUCCCUCCACCGACUGUUCUUGGACUGGAGCGUUACAUAGAAGCGUCUAUUCUGGAGGAGACAUUUCACUAAAUUUGUUAGUCGGAAAUCGUUUGUAGUUUCGUAGAGUUUUGCGAGUAGCCGUUGAUGGUUAACUGUGUCAUAGGCGGCAGUUAGGUCUAUGAACGCUACUCCUGUUAUUUCUUUCCGUUCAAAACCGUCUUCAAUAUGUUGGGUGAGAUUAAGAAUUUGACUGCAGCAGUACUUUCCGGGUCUGAAUCCUGCUUGUUCUGGAAUAAUUUAGUCUCCACAUAUUCAGCGAUCCGGUUCAGUAUCAUUCUUUUAAAUGCCUUGAAAAGGUGGCACAAAAGAGAGACAGGUCUAAAACUCUUUGUAUCCGCCGGAUCCUUCCCUGGUUUUAAGAGGGCUACCACUCUAGCUUUCCUCCAGAUUUUGGGGAUUUGUAAUGUACGGAUGCAGCAAUUCAUCAUUUUUACGAGCCACUCUACGGUUUUUAGUCCAAAGUUCUUUAUUUGUUCUGUUCGUAUGUCGUCCAGGCCAGCCGCUUUAUUAUCUUUCAUUUGAUGGAUCGCGCCUCUGAUCUCCUCUAGACAAAAAGAGGUACCUAGAACAUCCCUUUCUUCGUCGAUAUUCCGUUGAGCUCUCACCUUGUUCUUUCUUGAUGUUGUCUUACCGUUCAUUAGAAGACGAUGGGCUAUCUGAUCGGGUGUGACUUCUGUCAUGUUGACUGCCGGAGCAGCGGGAUCGUUGCCAAGAUUCCGAAUCAGCUUCCAGGCACGUCUGCUGUUUUGUUUCAUGUCCAGACUCGUGACCAGCUUGCACCACCUUUCCGUUCUGUUGGCGGAUAUCGCAUGUAACAUUUCCUCCCCAGCCUGUAUUGUUGCUUCCGAGAAAGGGUCUUCUUCAUAUAGCUGUUCAUAUCUUUUAAGUAGGGGUUUAGAUUCUUCAUUGGGCCCCGCUAUGUACUUAGUUCGAGAACCUCUUGGGAUAAAUUUCCGUGAUACUUGCUUUACAAUUUCUACAAAUUUAUCGUAUGAGUCAGGGCAAGGUUCUAGCUAGGAAACUUCUUGAUCCAAUGCUUCAGAGAAUUUUUCCCAUUUUGCGUUAGUAAAGUUGAACCUUCUCUUGAAAGGAAAAAUUUCGUAUCUGAUUGCCGCGCCGGAAAGACAAAUUAUUGGUCUGAAAAAAUCCUUUGUAAAAGGUAUACAUUUUUUUAUUAAAAUCCCUUUAAGGGCUACAUCACAGAACGUUUUCGAUUUUUAGCAAAAUAAUCAUCAGUGUUAAGAACAGGUUAAUUGCAAGCUGAGCCACCAAAGAAAUACCAGGGCGAGAACCCUUUAAAUGGUAUAAAAAUAUAUUAUAAGUUUCUGCUUCUCAUAUGUCUCCUCAGUCCAAAAUAGCAUUUGUUUUCUAGGAUUAUCCUUCGCUUGAUUUCUUCCGUCAUGACGUUUUCCUUGGCGAUCAGGGAGCCUUAGGGUAAGACCAGAACAAGUGGGUCUCGGUGGAGGUGGAGGUCGCGGUCGAUAUCCAUGUAAAACAAACACAUUGUAGUGAAUGGAAGAGAACAGAGCAGGUAAGUCGCGGUGGAGGUUUAGCGCGAUGCCAUCCAGGAGGUUUACAUCGAUGCUUUUGAAAAUAAAAUAAGUUUGUUUUACAUGGAUGUCUACUGCGCGACCUAGAAGGAUGCUUUACUGUGAUUGGUCCGUUCGAAGCCAAGUUGUCAUUACCUGCGCUAUCUGAGUUGAUACUUUUUAUAUAAUCCCUUUUUUGUUUUCAGUUUAUUUUUGAAUUUUUAAAGUAAUUAAAUUCAGUAAAUUUUUGAAGUAUGAAGGAAGAUCUGAUUAUUUACAGCUGACAUUUCGUCACGAUCAUCACUUGACUGACACAACAUCGCAAAAGCACAGUCUUUUUGUCAUUCAAAUUUCAUUAAACUACUUCACUUGAUAGUGGUUCUAGCUCGACUGACAGCGCAGGUGACCUCCUGCUAUGUGCUGUCGACAUCGACCGCGACUUAACUAGUAGCAUUCACCGUGACCUACACCUCCACCUCGACCCACUUGUUCUGUUCUUACCCUUAGUAUGUGAAUUCCAUUCCUUCCGUGUCCAUUACUUCAAAGGUAGAGUUAUUGACCGUGAAUUGGUGACCGAUGUUUCUGGCUCUAUAGUUGGUUUUUGAUGCCAUCAUCUUAGUUUUCUCCUCAUUUACUUGUUGGCCCAUAUUUUUUGAGGCAUUUGAGAAGUUGGUAUACAUUUCUUCUAGCUUGCGUGUUGUGCGGGCAACGACAAAUUCUAGUUUGAACAACUACAACCAUUUUUAACCACAUGUGUCUCUACAUUGAUGACUCGACAGGACUGGAAUCGAUUGGACUCACUUGGUGCGAAAUGAGCCUUAGAGUCAUCCGAUUGAACGUUAAUAUCAGGUCGAGUACCAAAAAUUUAAUUAUUUUAUACCAAGAAAAAGUUUUUAUGUUUAACUAAUUGCCUAGGGCAAAACUUUUAUUACAAUACUCAAGGACUUAUAACAUGAACGAAUAUCUUCCUAUUUUAGUAGCACUUAGUCAACAUGAAACCUCAAUUUUUUUGCCAUUCAAUUUUCAUGUCAUUAUUGAUAUAAUCGUUGUCCUGAAAAGUUCGUAGGCUAACAGAAAAAAAAAUUUUUGAUCAAAUUUAUUUUAUUAUUCCAUAUUAAUUCAAAUUUAGUUACCUUCGAGGGCGAUACAACAAUAUAGCGGUCAUACAACUUUUCAAUACCAUUUUUAUUCAAAAAUUUUUACUGAAGCAUUCUCUUGAGGUCAGCGAACAGGUGGUAGUCGCUGGGAGCCAUAUUAGGUGAAUACGGUGGCUGCGAAAGAAAUUCGAAGCACAAUUCAUGAAAUUUUACCAUCGUUUUCAUUGAUUUGUGACACGGUGCGUUGUCUUGAUGAAAUAGCACUUUCUUCUUCAAAUCGGGCCGUUUUUUCUCGAUUUCUUCCUUCAGACGCUCCAAUAACGUAAUGUAAUAGUCGCUGUUAAUAGGUUUUUCCCUUGUCAAGACAGCCGAUGAAUAUUAUACCACGCGCAUCCCAAGUCCCAUACUGAUGUCAUAAUCUUGCCAGCUGACUGUUGCGUCUUUCCAAGCUUUGGAAUCGGUUCACGUUCAGUCCACACGGGUGAAUGACGAUUGGACUCCGGUGUGAAGUGAUGGAGCCAUGUUUCAUCCAUUUUAUCAUAUCGAUGCAAAAAUUCGGUUUUAUUACGAUUUAACCAUCUUCAAACACUUCUCAGAAUCAUCAAUUCGUUGUUGUUUUUGAUAGAUUGUGAGCUCUCGCGUCACCCACUUUGCACAGAGCUUUCGUCUACAUAAAUAUUCAUGCACAAUAUAUCCAACAAGUUCCUUUGAUAUCUUUAGAGUCUCAGCUAUCUCGAAUAACUUCACUCUACUCUCUCUUGUCGUUUCCCCAUUACUGAGGAUCGUGAUUUCUUCCAAUAUUCCUAACAAUGUUUCUCCAUUGGUCUCUAUCUUCAGCUGCUCUAAGAGCUUCGCAGAAUGAGUUUCCAGCUGAAUUCUUUAUUUGGUCGGACCAUCUAGUUGGUGAUCGUCCUCUUGAUCUUCUCCCCGGAACGUUUCCAGAAACAAUUAAUCUCUCCAAUCUGUCGUCACCUCUGCGAACCACGUGACCAAAGAAUUGCAGUAUUCGUUGCAGACAUAUUGUGGACAGCCUUUUUUUAAUCUUGAGUUGGUUUAGAAUGGAAACGUUUGUCCUAUGAGCUGUCCAAGGUAUGCGCAGCAUUCUUCUCCAGCACCACAUCUCAAAGGCAUCAAUUCUUUGGCGCUCGCAUGCGCGAAGAGUCCAAGUCUCUGCUCCGUAUAGAAAUAUUGAGAAUACAAGGGCAUUCACCAGUCUCAUCUUGAUAUUUUGAGAGAUAGAUAUGUCUUUCCAAACUUUAGUUAGGCGACUCAUCGCAUUUUUUGCCAUACCAAUACGUCUCCGAACUUCUGCUUCACAGUUACGAUCGUUAGUUAUACUAGACCCGAGAUUGACAAAGGUGUUUACUAUCUGGUAUUCCUGUAACAUGUUAGUCAGUUGAAUAGUGUCGAAUCUGUCGACCACCAUUAUUUUUGUCUUAGCUUUAUUGAUUUUCAGACCAACUUUAUUGCUUUCGUACUCAACUCUUCGCAGAAGAUCAAACAUUUCUUGCUCAUUUGCUGCUAUAAGUGUAGUGUCAGCAGCAAAUCUUAAAUUGGAGAUUUUCCUACCAGCUACUGAUACUCCACCGGCCCAUCCUUCACUCUACAACUCUAUAGUCAUCCAAAAUUAUUUUGUUGACUUUUUUAUGUUUUCGUUAGUAGCAGACUCUUUGGGGCAUCCACUGCGUGCAUCGUCCUCUGUACUCAUUUCGCCUCGUUUAAACCUAGCAAAUCACUUUGCUAGCUCAAUGGUUGAUUUUCCUGGUGCAGAGUCCGAAUAAUGUUUAUCAAGCCAAGCCUUGGCUUCAAGAGUAUUUUUUUUCGCCAAAAAGCAAUGCUUUAUAAAGACCCGAAAUUCCCAUUUUUUUAAACUAUCACAUGUUGCUUCACUCAUCUCAUAAACUAAUAGUUUGACAGCUGUCAAAUUUAUACACGCAUCUUUUGAAGUUUAGGGCUGACUAAAAAUCAUAUAGAUUUAAUACCAGUAGUGCCAUUUAUGUGUCAGCCUACGAACUUUUAAUCCGACCUGUUAUGUCACUGUUAUUAACAUAAUUUCUUCAAUUAUUGGUAAUUUUUGUGCUAUUGCGGCCUUAUCAGUUAAAAUCUAUUAGUUUUUAUAUAAUAUUUUCAUAUAAUUUUUAUUAAUUUUUUGAGAUAGGUAUAUCUAUAUCUUAGAAUUUAGAAUAAUAUUCAGGUUAAUUUUUAAACUUUUCUUUUCUCGUCCAUUAUAUUAAACAUAUUUAUACAUCUUUAUGCCUACAUAAUAUGUAGGCAUAACGAUGUAUAAAUAACGAUAACAUUUUUCAGCAAUAAUGAUACAAAAUGACCUAUUUCGACUAUUUACUGACCUAGUUGGCAUAUUAUGCCAUAGGUCAUUUUGUAUCAUUAUUGCUGAAAAAUGUUAUCGUCUUAUCUCCAGAAAAGUGAAUCUAUAUUCUAUAGAAAAUAAACACUGAUAAUAAUGAAUCACCUAAAUGUACCUAUUUCUACUUUGACUAUGAUUACUUUAUUAUUAAUUAUAAUUAUGAUAUUUAGAAUUAAUUUUAAUGCCAUUAUCCACUAAACCAUAUACACUAAGCAUGAAAAUUAACGCACCACCUUAAAAAUGGGACAUUUUUGAUGUCUCGUAUUUCCUAAACCUGUUGUCCGAUUUGAGUGAUUUUUUAGUAUAUUAUAGCUUUGUUUUUUAAGAAAAUAGACGUUAUUAUAUUAUUGCUAAACAGGUAAGUGUCAUUGUAUACCGGGUGUAACAAUGAUAGUGUGUUUUUUCCUCAAAGUUUGGAGCACCCUGUAUAUUCUAGCGUAUAUAAAAUAUUGAAAUUAAAAUUCAACUGUAGCCUUAGGCUUUCUUAAUAUUUUGCUUUUUGAUUCAUUCGCUUAUAUUGGAUAAUAAACAAGUUAGGUACUUUAACAACUAGCAAUUUUAUUCAUCACUACAGGGUGUUUCUAAAUAAGUGCGACAAACUUUAAGGGGUAAUUCUGAAUGAAAAAAGAAUGUCCGUUUUCUUUAUAAACAUAAAGGCGGAAAUACAUAUCCGCGCCGCGAACUCCACGCCGUGUGUGCGCCGCGCGUUCGUGGCGCGGUUAUUGUUCGUUAAAAUUUUUCAUUUUGACGAUCCAGAGGAAACUUACGAACGUUUAGUAAUUGUAGAUAAUCAUGUCUCUGUCCUGUACUUCUACUACAUCUUAUUUUGGUAUUGUUCUGAAACUAUUUUCUUGUGUCAUCUUAUGCAAUUUACUAUUUUAUGUGGAAUAAGCCACAGUUUGGGAACAUUUCGGGAACUACCUUUUUCGCUUCCUGGCAACACAAAUAUAAUGGUAGGGGAGCCCAAGCGGGGAUUUUUGCAGUUACUCGAGCGCGUCAGAUUAUCAUAUGGGGAGAAACGUGGUACCCUGCAGAUGUACCUUCACCAUAUAUUGGCUCUUAACACAGGGGAGUUCGUUCAGGGGGGCCCGAAAAAAAAUCUAUCCUUAAAAUAUUCGAAAUUGUCAGAUUAAGAUAAGGUAAGUACAUGCAAAAGAGUCUAUAUUUCAAAAAUAUGACGAUUUGAGCGGGGCGUACGAAAAUGGGUGAGUCAAAAAGUUUCACAAAAAAAAGCGAAUAUUUCGCGAAAUGAACGUCAGAUUGAAAAACUAAAAACUACGUGUUCAAUAUUUUUCAAAAAUCUAUCGAAAAAUACCAAACUUGACCCCCCACGGAGAGGGGUGGGGGGUAAAUUUAAAAUUUUAAAUACAAAUCCCGCGAUCUUUCGCAAAAUAAACAUCAUAUCGAAAAACUGCAAAGUACACUUUAUCAAUGUUUUUGAAAAAACUAUCGAGUGGUUCCAAACACGACCUCCCACGGAGGUGAGGUGGGGGGUUACUUUAAAAUCUUAAAUGGUAGACCCCGUUUCUUAUUGCAGAUUUGGAUUGUUUGUAUAAAAAUAAACAACUUUUAUUCGAAACAUUUUUUUGAAUUAUGGAUAGAUGGCGCUAUAAUCGGAAAAAAGAUUGUUGGAAAUGGAAAAUUAAAUUAAAAAAUGGGAAGUCCCCACUAAAAUGGAAAAUUUUACUUAACUUUUUUGGUUUUAGGACCUAAUAAUCAUAGCCCAAUAGGUCGCCAAAGCGCUCGAGUGACUGCACAUUUAGCAUACUUUGCUCCCCUACCAUAAUAUAUCUGCUUGUUCCUACAACCCGAAACAAAAUUAGAGAACUAUAGGUACUUCCAAGUCAUGCGAUACCUUUUUCGUUUUCCGGUGACCCAAUUAUAAUAUAUCUGCUUGUUAAAACUCAGUUGCUUUACCAGAAGCGAAGUUAGGAAACUAUAGGCUCUUCCAAGAUGUGCGUGACCUUUUUCGCUUUCCGACGACACAAUUAUAACAUAUCUACUUGUUCCAACUCCGUUGCUUCACCAGAAGCGAAGUUAGGAAACUAUAGGCUCUUCCAAGUUGUGCGUUACCUUUUUCGUUUUCCGGUGACCCAAUUAUAAUAUAUAUGCUUGUUCCAACUACGUUGCUUCACCAGAAGCAAAGUUAGAGAACUAUUGGGUCUUCCAAGUUGUGCGUUACCUUUUUGGCUUUCCGGUGACCCAGUUAUAAUAUAUCUGCUUGUUCCAACUACGUUGCUUCACCAGAAGCGAAGUUAGAAAACUAUUGGGUCUUCCAAGUUGUGCGUUAGCUUUUUGGCUUUCCGGUGACCCAAUUAUAAUAUAUCUGCUUGUUCCAACUCAGUUGCUUCACCAGAAGCGAAGUUAGGAAACUAUAAGCUCUUCCAAGAUGUGCGUUACCUUUUUCGCUUUCCCACGACACAAUUAUAACAUAUCUACUUGUUCCAACUCCGUUGCUUCACCAGAAGCGAAGUUAGGAAACUAUAGGCUCUUCCAAGUUGUGCGUUACCUUUUUCGUUUUCCGGUGACAUAAUUAUAAUAUAUCUGCUUGUUCCAACUCCGUUGCUUCACCAGAAGCGAAGUUAGAAAACUACUGGGUCUUCCAAGUUGUGCGUUACCUUUUUGGCUUUCCGGUGACCCAAUUAUAAUAUAUCUGCUUGUUCCAACUCCGUUGCUUCACCAGAAGCGAAGUUGGAAAACUAUUGGGUCUUCCAAGUUGUGCGUUACCUCUUUCGUUUUCCGGUGACCCAAUUAUAAUAUAUCUGCUUGUUCCAACUCCGUUGCUUCACCAGAAGCGAAGUUAGAAAACUAUUGGGUCUUCCAACUUGUGCGUUACCUUUUUGGCUUUCCGGUGACCCAAUUAUAAUAUAUCUGCUUGUUCCAACUCUGUUGCUUCACCAGAAGCGAAGUUAGAAAACUAUUGGGUCUUCCAAGUUGUGCCUUACCUUUUUCGCUUUCCGGUGACACAAUUAUAAUAUAUCCGCUUGUUUCAACUGCGUUGCUUCACCAGACACGAAGUUAGAAAACUAUAGGUUCUCCAAGUCGUGCGUUACCUAUUUCGCUUUCCGGUGACACAUAAUUAUGAAUGUUUUUUUGAUAUUGAUAACUAUUUCCGAAGUGAAAGUCGAAAGGUCAAGUAAACUUGAUUUCAAACUCGAAUUGUGGCUUAUGCCCAAAUAAAAUAAUAAAUCUUAUUUUUAAUACAUGUUAUUUUUAGUACAACAAUGAACUAACAUUUUUUAAAAAGGUCCGCAUGUACAUUUUUUUAUUUCAGCUUCUAUUUCCGUUCAGAUCGGAUUUAAGUCGUUUCUUUAAAUUAAAUGGUUCUUUAUUGAGGAUCCCACAAUAAUGAUUUUCCACGGUAAACAUCAAUUUCCUUCCGACCAUUCCAUUACUAACAAAUAUUCAACUCAUGCGCGCCAAAACCAACAAACCACUCGCAAACCCGUCCAAAUACGUAUUGCGAACCAUCAAAGCGUUUGUUGAAAAACCGACAGAAUUUAGAUCGUGGUGCGCCGUGUGCGUGCCGUUUGUGCGUCACUUGAAAACACGUACUAAUCUGACGAAUACGCUGCGCGCGAGCGGCUCGCACACCGAGCAGAGCGCAUAUGCAUCUCCGCCUUAAUAUGUCCGCAAAUGCUUUGUUUCCAAGAUACGGGAUGUUGAAUUUUUUCUUCCAAACUGACGAUUUAUUUAUUGCUCUAAAAUUGGUUGAGAUAUGCAAAUGAAAUUUGGUAGGUUUUAAGAGGUAGUUAGUACGCAUUUUUUAACAUACAAUUAAGAAUUUUAUAUUCACCAUUGGCGUGCAUAUGGAUAUAAACAUUUUAGAUACAUCCCGUAUGCACGCCAAUGGUGAAUAUGAAAUUCUUAAUUGUAUGUCAAAAAAUGCGCAAUAACUACCUCUUAAAACCUGCCAAAUUUUAUUUGUAUAUCUCAACGGGUUUUAGAGCAGUAAAUAAAUCGUCAGUUUGUAAGAAAAAAUUCAACAUCCCGUGCCUCGGAAACGAAACAUUUGUGGACAUAUGUUUAUAAAGUAAACGGUCAUUAUUUUUUCAUGUAAAAUUACCCCUUAAAGUUUGUCGCACUUAUUUAGAAACACCCUGUAUUGAUGAAGAACAUGGCUAGUUGUUAAAGUACCUAACUUUUUUAUUAUCCUACAUAAGCGAAUAAAUCAAAAAGAAGAAUAUUAAGAAGGCCUAAGGCUACAGUUAAGUUUAAAUUUCAAUAUUUUAUAUACGCUAGAAUAUACCACAGGGUGUUCCAAACUUUGAGGAAAAUACACACUAUCAUUGUUACACCCGGUAUACAAUGACACUUACUUGUUUAGCAAUAAUAUUAUUACAUCUAUAUUCUUGAAGAAUAAAGCUAUAAUAUACUAAAAAAAUUGCUCAAAUCGGACAACAGGUUUAGGCAAUACGAGAUAUCAAAAAUGUCCCAUUUUUAAAGCGUUAAUUUUGAUGCUUAGUGUAUGUUACGUUUUUCGUUAUGUUAAGAUGUGUAAAAUUUUAUAUUUGUAAUUAUUGUAUUAAUAUUUUUGGUCAUUUGUUAAUAAAUAAAUAACUAGAA